Molecule: messenger RNA, 3604 nt
Organism: Ruditapes philippinarum (Manila clam)
Lineage: Eukaryota; Metazoa; Mollusca; Bivalvia; Venerida; Veneridae
Exons: 21
Coding region: 77-3508 (1143 amino acids)
Cellular component (GO): extracellular matrix
Source: RefSeq, a predicted model, not a curated record
CAUGAAUCAUAUUCAUUUUGCUUAUAAAUUAACUGGUUCAUAGAUUUGACACACAUGCAUCACACCGAAAAGAAUCAUGUGGAAGAAGAGACGUGUUCUCACUUGCACUCUGUUGUUUUUGAGUAUCAUUUGUUCAAACCGAUCGGAUGCGGCAUGUGAUGGAAGAAGUCCACCCCUCUUGAAUGACAUAACAGUGAGGGAGCCAACGUACUAUUCAGAUUAUUGGACUGACGGUGAAGGUAUACUUUUGAAUGACCGUGAACUCGAUGCAAAAUGGUACAGUGCAGUGUUCAAUGGCCGUCAGUACCUUAUGACAGAUUCAAAGAAUGUCCCAUUGCUAUCAAGCUGUAACACUUUAUACCCAUAUUACCUAAAAGAUGAACACCCUUCUCUAGACGAUCUUAACGAUAUUGGAAUUGAGCGUGAAGCUUGCAUGGUAAGUCUUGAAGAAACAUGUGGGACAACCGUCAAUGUAAGGAUCAGAAAGUGCGACAAGGAAAUUCAGUAUUACCUGAAGCCUACCAUAAUUUAUUCAGCAUAUUGUUUUGGUGCAGGAGCAGUUAUAAAUGAUACUGCAGUACCACCUCCUAGUGACGUAAACCUUGGCUCUAUUUAUACCGCACCCGAAAUACGUUUCAGUGAAACUCCAGUGACGAAUGGUCGAUUCAAGGUCAAAUAUGUCCCGUUCAUACAAUUUAGAUGUAUUUUUUCUAACUCUUCAGAUUACUUCUACAAUGUACAAUGGAGCAUUAGGGGAAAAUCAAUAGCUUCAUAUGGGCCUUCUCAGAACAUGGACGACCUAAGCCUUCAUGAAGAUACGUUCAAAGAUUAUCCCCUAGGAUACAUGGUACAAUGCUCUGUGGCUGUGUCAGCUGUAAAGCGAGGACAGCAAACAGAACCUAAGUACAGUGAUAAAUAUUACGCCGGUGUCAAGAUUUACAACUCAACUGUAUUUUUAAAGAAAGGUAGUCACAUACAAAUAGCAAUUUCAUCGACGCUUCCAAUUGGAUGUACACAUCCCGACAAUAUUAAUGUACAUUGCAAGGACGAACUACGUAUAAGUAAUGCGCUUAAACAAAAAUGUCAAGAAGAAACAUUGGCUAAUAUUGUUGAAGACGACGACGAUUCGAGAACAAAAUGUACGGAGGAAAUAAAGACGCUUUACAAAGGCGCCCGCUGGGAUCCAAAUACUCUGUUUCACUUUAAGAUUGUGACGACAGACAUGGAUUACGAGGACAAUAAUACCUUCGGUCUGAAACUACAGUUUAGCAGUGAUAUGGCACAUACGUUUUGGAAGAAUAAGGCACUACCUAAUGUUCGAGUUAUUGUCCAGGAUAACAUUGAUUAUCAAAAUAAGACUUGCUAUUCGCAUGGGGAUCCACAUAUACGCACAGCUGAUGGCAAUUAUUAUUCACAACAACAAGUAGGAAGUUUCAUUCUAUACCACAACGAAAAAUAUAACAUUGAGAUUCAAGAAACAACACAAAGGUGUGGAAGCGCUGCAUGUACGUGUGGGGUUUCUAUACGUGCUGGCAGGGACAUUUUUAUGAUUAACAGAUGUGGGAAAAUAAAUUUUCUAGGAUUUCCACAAUGUGAUGAUGGUGGAAUUCUUCAAGUAGUGAGAAUAAAUGAACGAACAUACAAGGUUUUCACACCCAUUGGAACAAAAAUUACUCUAAGUCUUAUGACAAGGUUUAUUAAUAUCGACAUUUUGAUGGCCCCUAAGGACAAAUACAAUUUACGUGGACUAUGUGGAUAUUUUGAUAAUAAGAAAUCAAACGACAUGGUUCAUAGAGACCGAACGACAUCUACAAUAAACGUAGAUUAUCCAUAUACAGAUUUUGUUAACAGCUGGAGAGUUCAAAAGGAAGAAGUAUAUUCACGUAAGAAACGUGAUUUAAAAAGUUGGGCCAGCCAAAAUGGAAUUUUCUGUGUUUGUGAAGAAGAAAAGGCAGAGAGAUCAGCAGAGGCAUUGUGUUCAAGUAUGCAGUAUCUAGAAUGCCCAAUGCAAGAUUCCAUAACACAAACUAAAUGCUACAUACACAGUCAUCGUAAAAGGAGGUCUCCAGCCUCUCAUGAAAAAGAAAUGGAUCGACUGUUUGCAUUAAUGCAACCAGUAGAAAAUCACAACAUCAGAAAACGCAACACAAAUGCAACUGUGAUAUCUGAGGAUCAGGCAAAGGAAAAAUGUUCAAAGAAGAUCAAAGGAUCACUUGCGUUUACAUCAUAUAGGGAUAUGACAGCUUCAGAAGAUCCAAAUGCCGUGAUUAGCCAAUGUAUCUUUGAUAUUAUGGCCACGAACGACCAGUCAUUUGCAGAUGCCCACGCGGAUUCGGUUAACACUAUCGUUAAAGGCAUGAUGAAUGAAGUUCCUACGUAUGUUGAAACCAACAAGAAAGAGGUACAGGUGUUCCUUAAAAACUCUUGCUCCAGUAACUGCAGUGACAGGGGAAACUGCUCCGAUGACGGCGAAUGCAUUUGUCACCAAUUUUAUCAUGGUGCCAUCUGUGAUAUUGACGAAAGAAUUCCACCCAUCGUUACUGACAUAGAAGGAGGAGGAGUAUGUGACACCAGUGAUGGUGGAGAUUGCAGAUGUUUUUAUGUGCGCGGUGACAAUUUUCUAGAAAGUUUGAAGUGCAAGAUUGUUACUUCAGAGAUCUCGAUUUUGGGCGAUGAAAUAAACGUUACCAUAGAAACAUUUGCUGGUGACUUUGAAGAUGUCUUCACGGGUGUUUGUUGUAUCCCGGAAGAAAACGUUUUCUCUAGAGAUAUGUUUGUUAGGGAACACGAUGUAUCAGUCAGUAGCGAUGGAGUACACUAUGGUGAAAACAACACCAUGUACAUCUUUGAUUCAACUUGUCAGAAACUUGAAUCAUUGGCAACAGGAAGACCGUCGUUCAAAUUAAAGAAUGGAUUUUGUUUCAUCGAACAUGCCUGUAUCAAGAACACCUACGCGUUCCUUUCUGAAAAUGAUACUUGUUUAUCGUGCAACACUACUGUGUCAGUGACAGAUUGGACAGAAACAAACUUGGAAAUAUGCAUUCCAACUACUACAACCACAUCAACAAAGACAACAAAAUCAUGUACCAGCACCCAUGCUACAGAAAUGACAACGAUGCACGUUGAUAUUCCAAGCACAGAGGGUGUUGAAAAUCAAACUAUCUCAGAAUCAACCUCUACAAGCACAGAGGAUUUUGAAAAUCAAACCCUCCCUGUAAUAACCUCGACAAGCAUGGAUGAUGUUGUAAAUACAACUUUCACUGAGGCUAUCCCUACAACAGAGACGAAGCAAACAACAGCUGUCAUGACGACAUCAAAGAAGAGAUGUAAAGGAAAACAUUUCAUACGCUUAAAAGAGCGGAAGAAGAAGCUUUCCGUGAGGAAUAAGAAAAGGAAGAAGAAAAUUGAACGGCUCACUGAACAAGUUAAACGACUCAAGCAGUUUGUUGAACGUGUUAAAAGUAAUCGAAAGAAUAUCAAUGACCAAACAACCACCCAACAGCCAUGAACAAUUCCGUUCAAUAAUAUAUUUCAAGCAUAAGGGCGUGCACGCUUCUUUUAAAAACAUGUACACUUUUUCUUCAACUUUGCUUAAACUUGUGAA